This is a messenger RNA of Gavialis gangeticus (Gharial), 2574 nucleotides long. RefSeq names its product placenta specific 8 (gene PLAC8). Gene Ontology annotation, biological process: positive regulation of transcription by RNA polymerase II. The record is from RefSeq and is a predicted model, not a curated record. NCBI's taxonomy places the organism in Eukaryota, Metazoa, Chordata, Crocodylia, Gavialidae. The coding region runs from base 446 to 787 and encodes 113 amino acids. The transcript has 3 exons.
GGGACGGGGAGAAAAGGCAGGCAGCCGGGCAGGGAGUAAUUCAAGGUAGAAAAGAGGUUAUCUUUGAAAAAGGAAGUAGCUGGAAAUUAAGAAGACAAAGCACAGAAAAGUAGGGGAGGGGAGUGGAGAAAGAUGGAGGUGCAGGGAAGAGAAGUGUUAGAGGUCAGGUCUGACAGGUCCCUGGUGAAUCAGAUGUCAGGCAAGUUGUAAUGUGUCAUAAAUCCAAUGCCUAUAUUGAGUCCAUAAUUUUUUAGCACUGUUUCAAGAAAAUUGAGAAACAUAGUACUGUUUUACAGACACGUAUCACUUCCAUAAUUGUAUCAGCAUGAUAUUAGAUGCCAUGGCUGUGUGCAAUGCGGUUAGUCACUAACACACCUUUACAACCUCUCCCCCUUUUUUUCCUUUCCAGGAUAUAAACUUCUGACCUGAUCCACUGAUAUUAAAAAUGGCCAACUCACACGGUGUCACAAUUCAGCCCCAAUUCACUGUUGUUACUAGUACAUCAAGAAGUAACUGGCAGACUGGGCUACUGGACUGCUGCAGUGAUUGUAGUGUGUGUCUGUGUGGAGCAUUCUGUUUUCUUUGUCUCCAAUGUCAAGUUGCAAGUGACAUGGACGAAUGCUGCCUCUGCGGCUCAAGUGUGGCUAUGAGGACACUCUACCGGACAAAAUACAGUAUCCCAGGAUCCAUCCUUUCUGAUUUCUUCUCUGCCCUCUGUUGUCCUAUGUGUUCUGUUUGUCAGUUAAAGAGAGACAUUACCAGAAGGAAGGAACAGGGAAUCUUCUAACAAGGUUCGUUAAAGUUUUUUUUUAAAGUUCCUCAGGAGCAGUGUUUCAGUUAAAAUCAGUUUUAGCACAAAUGGGGUGUAAUGGAAAAGUCUGAUGUAGAAUCAGUAAUACGCAGAUGAUAGUAGCAUAAAGAUAUCCUCACCUAUCCAUCCUUUGGGUGAUACUGAAGUCUUAGAAAAUGUACCAUCAGCUUAUUUUAAUGUGAGCUCUGUGCUACAGGGCCCACUGUAAUAUGAGAUGAGACUUACUGUAGUGAUUCAAACCAAUCUAAAAUAAAGCAUGGUCAUCAUUACUAUUGGCAGUCAGGAAACACAAGACCAAACAACGACAGCUAGGAUAAUUACCACUGGCAAAGAGCCUUGUUGGCUAACCAAAGGUAUUCCAGACUAUGUAAUACCUACAAUGGCAAAGGCAUGAACGUUUGACCUGGUUUAUUCCACAAAGGAAUGAACCAGAUCGAGAGCCAACAGAGACUGGGGAAGAAAUCAAUGGCUGUGUUUUACAGAGGCCCCAUGUGACUUGGUUCCUGAAGGUGGAUUAUGGAAUGCAACAACUGCCACAGCUGUCCUGUAUUCUAAGCAGCAAACACCUAGAUCUGCUGUAGCAGUAUAGCAUGGGAAACAGCCAUUCUCUCACCCCAGUGUUUUACUGUACCCUCUGAAGCAUGUGCUGUUUUAUUUAUACUCCUGCAUUUAUUUAUCUAUCUAUCUUUAAAAGAGGGUCUGAACCAAUGUAGGACUUAAAUAGAAUUUAGGUACAUAAGUCCAAAUCUGUGUGCCUGAAAACCAUUACUCAGCUGCUGCCUUACUUAUGCAGACACCUUCUUGAGAACUUUAAAGUCAAACAAGACUCAUAGUCUCCACAUAUUCAGAAUUAAACUGGUCUUGACUGAGCAAGGUAGUUCAGUGCCUAGCUGAUUCAAAAGCUUGCUUGGGAUCCAAAAGCUAGGUAUUCAUGUGGCUAAAGCCCUUAAGGGGUUUCAUCUAAUAUACCUAACACCCUCAACAGAACCAACCUUCGUACAAAAUAGAACUGCAGUCGCCCUAAGAGUAGUUACAAGAGCAGCCUGAGAAGUGGGAGACCCAGAUUCUCUUCUUUGCGACUCAACCUCAUGUUUUACUUCCUUGGACAGUGGCUAAUCAGCAGUCUACACAAGCUAAAAUGCACAGGAAAGUUCCCCCCCACAUUGUGUGGGAAAACUGUUCGGAGUUCCUGAGCCAAAUAUCACGAAUACAAGACCCAGUGGUUAGGGCCAAUCUGGGUGGUGUAAAUCAGACCCUAAUAUAACCUUUACCAGAAGAUUUUAGUGUAAACCAACAAAAAAGGCUUCACUCCAAUUUGCUUCAUUUUUCCAUUAAGACUGAAUGCAUCAGAUCCUGUCCUCACACCUUUAUAACUUUAAGACACAUUUCUCAAAUCAGUAUUGGUCUACCUUGUGAUGAGAUCUGUUAAACAUUCAAGGAAUGCAAGGCUUUUAAAACUUGUACUUUUAAGUACAAUUCAUGGUAGUGUAUAUUGUUAAUCAUCUUAAGUCUUCAGUGUUAGCUAUCUUUUUGUCCCGCCUUGUCACUCCAGGGUUUUCUUCUGCUUGUUUCUGCAUAUUCAGUGUCUAUAUGCAAGAAUACAGAGAUCUACAGGAGACGCAAGCAAGCAAGGCAGUACUUUUGGCUUAUUUGCUAUUAAUUACCAGGGAAAAAAUAAAAGGUUUUUUGCCUCACUUGUACAUGUGUUCUUUUUAUAACCACUUCUGCAGUCAUAACCAGUUUUACUGUCCUAAUGUGCUUGG